Molecule: messenger RNA, 2333 nt
Organism: Drosophila elegans
Lineage: Eukaryota; Metazoa; Arthropoda; Insecta; Diptera; Drosophilidae
Gene: unc-119
Product: protein unc-119 homolog
Exons: 5
Coding region: 709-1512 (267 amino acids)
Biological process (GO): lipoprotein transport; nervous system development; cilium assembly
Cellular component (GO): cilium
Molecular function (GO): lipid binding
Source: RefSeq, a predicted model, not a curated record
CUAUCGGCGAUAACUUUGAUCGGACGUGUUUUGCAAAGUAGAUGCAAGAAAUUGGGCAAAAAUAGUGCAAUGAUUAACGUUUAAAUGCGUUAAUUGGAGUUGCAAACAACAACAACAACAUCAACAGCAUUAAUAUGCCGGUCAAGUUAAUGUAAUUGAUUUUCAAGCAGCGCAGCAACAACAAAAACAAAUCCCUCACAAAUACACACGUAAAUAUUCAUAUACCCAAGUACAAAGGACGCGAAAGGAAAAAGGAAAAACAAACACAAAGGGAAAAAAGAAAGGAGAGAGCAGCUUUUCCAGAAAUUGGGUCAUUUGUUGUUGUUGCUGGUGAUUUUCCUUUUGCUUUUCAUAUUUUGUUGUGCUGUGGGUGCAUUUGUUGUUGUUGCUGCUGGUGGUUGUUGUUGUUGCUGACAGCUUAAAUGUUAUGGCAACACUGUCAAAUUGCAUUUUUGUGGAGUGAGGAGUGGAAAGCGAAAGGAUAAUAACAAUUCGAAUUGGGAAAUCGGAAGGAAGCCUUAUAUAUCCACCAGAAAGUCCUGGCACAAUUUAUGGCAACUCUACGCUUGUGUGUUUGUGUGGAGUGAGCCAGCGAAUUAGCUUUAAGGCAAAGGAUACCACUGCUACAGCCAGUCAGGAGCCUUAAUCUCCACCAGAAACUGUUCAGCUUCAGAAACCAAUUCCCAGAACAGAGUCCCCCCCCUGAAAAUGAGCGUGGUGGGCAAGCAACUGAAUCCCGUGCAAUCCUCCAAUGCGGCAGCCGUGGCUACAUCCUCCUCUACAGCCGGCGGAGGAUCCUCUUCAUCCAGCAGUGGAGUGGAGGCCAACGGUGGCAGUGGCGGAUCAGCGGGAGCAGCCGCAUCGGGAGGCUUAGGCGCCUCCAACGAUUCCAAACGAUCGGCGGAGCCAUCCAGCGUGAGUCCCGACGAGGUGCUCCAUCUGACCAAGAUCACGGACGACUAUCUCUGCUCCGCCAAUGCAAAUGUGUUCGAGAUUGACUUUACGCGGUUCAAGAUCCGCGACCUGGAGAGCGGAGCCGUCCUCUUCGAGAUCGCCAAGCCGCCGAGCGAGCAAUAUCCGGACGGAUUGUCCGUGGAGGAGACCAUGCUGGCGGCAGCCGAGGAACUGUCGCUGGAGGACACUGCCGAUCCAAAUGCCGGGCGCUAUGUGCGCUAUCAGUUCACACCGGCAUUUCUCAACCUCAAAACUGUGGGUGCCACUGUGGAGUUCACCGUGGGCAGCCAGCCUGUCAAUAAUUUUCGCAUGAUCGAGCGCCACUUCUUCCGCGAUCGCCUGCUUAAGACCUUCGACUUUGAGUUUGGCUACUGCAUUCCAUAUUCGAAGAACACGUGCGAGCACAUCUACGAGUUUCCUAAUCUUCCACCCGACCUAGUGGCUGAGAUGAUAUCGAGCCCCUUUGAGACGCGCUCGGACAGCUUUUACUUUGUGGAAAACCGACUAGUCAUGCACAACAAAGCCGACUACGCCUACGAUGGCGGCAUAAUAGUCUAGAAACGCAACUAAGCAGUCUUUAAAUGGAAGUGAAAUGGAACUACAACUAGAGCAAACUAAUAACUAAAAAAACUAAAAAACUACAAAUGCUGUGAGACAAAAUCAAUGACUUGUCACACACACACACACACACACAAAACACUGCAACACCCACACUCACAAUCCCACAAACACCACACAUCGAAUCGAGGAAUAUUAUCACAGCCAUUUUAGCCUUAGCACAAGAGUUUUACCCACCAUUCCUGUUUGAUGUAUUUAGCAAGGAUAAUGACUCCUGUACACACACACACACACAAACACAAACGAAAAAACAAAAACAAAGAAACAAACAAACAAACAACACACACUGAAGCACGCGGAAUGUGUUCAUUUAUCAAUGAUUUAAACUUCGACUAUAUAAUUUUAAGUGCAAUGUGAUUUCCCCUGAUUUAUAUCUGUAUUUAUACACAUUUAUUUAUUCCUAAUACGUAAGUACACUUACACACGCCCAACAAGGAACAUACAUACGUAUACACACACACACGAAACCAAAGAAAAACGAAUUGAAACAUUUUCGAUAAUUGGAAAACAAAAAAAAAACAAAAGAAAACAAACACUUGCUGUCAAUUUUUGUAUGCAGCAUACGAUCAUACAAGAUCGAUCAGCUUCUUCAUGGCAUUUUUUUCGUGUCUGUGUAUGUAUAUUUUUAAACAAAAACCAGAUGAAAAAAAAAACAAAACGGAUUAUAAUGAAAAUCUAAAAAUCUAAAGAAUCUAACGAUCACACGCCGAACAAGAAUGAUAAAUUAAAUUACAUUUUAAAUGUACAUACACCACUACAAA